AUGAAUGACAGAUUAAGUAGAGAUUUAACGAAAAUUUUUAUGGACAAAAGAGAAAUUGCAAAGGAAGAAAUAGAUCCCCGAAAAAAUUGGCUUAAGAGAAUUUUGAUUAAUAAUAAUUCAAUUGAUUUAAAAAAUUUUUUAAAGGCAAGCACUUUCAAAAAAAAAGAAGUAAAUUACUGUAUUAAUUGCAAAGGAGUUAUUAAACAAAGUUAUUACUUAAAUGCAAAAAAAAGUUUUUGUGAUUUAUGUGAAGAAGUUUUUUGUAUGUAUUGUGUAAAAAGUAUAGAUCUAAUGAAAGAUACCAAACUAAAAUAUAUAAAAAUAAGAUUAUGUAAAAACUGUUUUAUUUAUAUAAAUGAAUUAAAAUAUAUUAUACACCCAAAUUUGUCUAUAGAUAAAAAAGCAAUAGAUCUGGAAAAUAUUUUUAAUAAAAUCUCCAGUUGUUAUACAACAAUAUGUGGUAACAUAUCUCAAUUAAAUGGAUUAAUAUUAUUAUGUGAAAAUAAUAAAGAAUUUCUGGAUGAUUUUAAAAAAGAAAUAAAACAUUUAACAGAAAAAAUUGAAGAAGAUGUAGAGUUCUUAAACAGAAUGAAAAAAAAAAACAACUUUAUUACAGAUAACACUUUAAUUCUUAAUAAAAUGAGUAAAAAUUUAUUCUUAUACUUGAAAAUAAUUAGAAGUAAGAUUAUGCCUUGUGCUGUUGAGGUUUUAAAGAAAUCAAAGGAAUUACUAUAA
Messenger RNA from Plasmodium gallinaceum, 735 nucleotides. Its product is annotated as zinc finger protein, putative. The coding region runs from base 1 to 735 and encodes 244 amino acids. Lineage: Eukaryota; Apicomplexa; Aconoidasida; Haemosporida; Plasmodiidae. The transcript has a single exon. The record is from RefSeq and is a predicted model, not a curated record.